CUGAUCCCGAGAAGGUUCAGUCCAUACGGCCAAGCAACAGAAACCGGACGUGUCGCAUCCUCAACGAGACACUGCCAUGACUCCCUCACAGAACUCUCAAACGAUACAGCAGGAAAACUUGAAGUCCUUCGUGGCCAAGGUGAAAACCUACGACGACCUCCUCGAGUGCAUGGAGCCCGCGCUCAGCUACCAGUUCAUGUUCGAGAGGAAGACGUCGCCGUGGGAGAUGUUCGAGUGGGAUCAGAACGAGCUUCAGAACUUCAAAGUGGAGGCGGAGAAAAUCGAUAGAGUCUACUACGUCCACUGCACCGAAGACGAGCUCGGCAGCGAUUUCUACGUCCUCUGCCGGAUGAAGUACGCAAACAAGCACGUUUUUGUGGAAUUCGCCGCGGGUUGUGACUACACCGGGUUCGAUUGUCAAGGCGGCGGUGAAAUCUACAUUACUUUCAACGCCACUAACUUCUUCAACGAGGCCCUACAAAACCUACACGACACAGACGAUACAAACGUCCUACUUCAUGCCCUGCAGGAGGACGGCUAUCACGUCGACGCUCACCAGGAGAGCAGAAAGGAGAGAAUUGAUUCCUGGAACAACCCGCUAACAAUGAACUUCUUGUGCCACGAGACGAUCAAGGAUUGCCGGGGCUCCUGCACCUGCUGCCCUGACGUACUGCUCAAGCCACUCAUCAACGGCAUCGACCAGUUAAUCGGGGCUGACGCUGCCACGGAUAAUAUACUAAUCCCUGUUUUAGACAAAUUGAUAAGUCUAGAGGAAUGAAAUCGAAAAGCUUUUACUGUAUAGUCUUCUGUGAUUUUGUGUCAGGUAUUUAUUGAAUGUGUAGAAAGUGCCAAACGUGAUUUCAGUUAUUCCUACUUUUAUUACGAGGGAAAAUACUAGUCGUAUCAUUCUAGUCGACUGGGGCUUCUAUUAAAAUGGUUGUGGAUUA
Eriocheir sinensis (Chinese mitten crab) is the source of this 947-nucleotide messenger RNA. RefSeq lists its product as uncharacterized. The record is from RefSeq and is a predicted model, not a curated record. NCBI's taxonomy places the organism in Eukaryota, Metazoa, Arthropoda, Malacostraca, Decapoda, Varunidae. Bases 77 to 778 code for a protein of 233 amino acids. The transcript has a single exon.